UGAAUCGAGAGUUUUGCUGUCAGUCAAUCGUCAGUAGUCGGCUGGGUGCGAGCGUGUAUAGAUUAUAUAGAGUGUUGCGUGUCGCGAACGUUGACAAAUAAUUUCGUAAUUCUCGUUAUUUAAAUUAACCAUUUAAUACAAAACUAAUACUGCGAUAUUUCAAACAUCAUUUGAUUAAGAAACUUAAAAAACAGCACUAAAAACGAUGCACAAAGCAAAAUAAAUAAUGAAAAACCUUUCUCAAAAAUAUGUUGCUCAAAAAGAGAAUGAUUGAGACUGCAACUGGCAGAGAGAGCGCGCUAGAAAAGAGAGCGUAAUAGAGGGAGGGAGUGCGAGUCGAGAAGAUGGAGAGCAAUUUGUUGAUAAAAAUGUGUGUCAAAAUAUUAUAAGCAAACGCAUAACAAUAACAAUGCAUUGACUGAUAACCAACCAAAUGAUAAUGAUAAUAAACGACAAACUGCACUUGUUGAUAACCGAAUAUUUUAUACUCUCUUUUAUACCUAUCUACACGAUUUAUCAAUAGGAGCAAAGACAAAGACAAUGCCAAAGGCAGUCGAAAAAUAAACAAUAUAAACUGCAUGUGAAAUUUCACAAAGAAUACUGCAUUUUGCACUUGUCACGUCGCCGACAACGCUGUCGACGUCGACGUUGACGCUGACGUUGACGCUGACUUUGACGCAGUCGUUGGCACCGUCAUUGUUGUUGCUGUGGCUAGAACAAAUAAGCUAAAAAGCAAAAACACAAAAUAAACAUAGAGCCGCAAAAUGCACGGCAUAAAGCGUGUGCUCGUCUUUUGCAUUAUGAUUGUGAUUUUACCGGCAAUUUUGAUAAUAAUGCCUCUCUAUUUGCGUAAGACGAUCUUUGCGGAUGUGAUUUAUCCGGUUGCCGAGUCGGAUAUCAUUGAGAUACGGGACGGAAUCUCAUCGAUAUUCUGUUCAAAGCAUACUCUUCGAAUGAGCAGCCAUUUCAAUGCGUUUCAGUUGCAGAACAAGCCGGAGAUUUCUACGAGUCGGAAGCAUAUUAGACUGAAGAAAUCGAUGACUCUGCCGGACGAUACGCUGGAGUAUUGGGGUUUCUUUUUGCUGAAGGGUGCAACGGUGUCCCUUAAGUUCUGUUCCCGGUACAAUGGAUCUCGUAUAUUGGUGGUCAAGGGAAACAGAGAGCUCAAGCUUUGCGGCCUGACGGAUCACAACAAGAACAAGCUGGGUGCAAAUUAUGCACAGGGUCAUGAUCAGGUGAAGGUAUUCUUUGAGGAUGUGGUCGAGAUAACGGAGGAGAAGCUGCCAGUCGAUGGUUUACUAGAGCAUGAGAAUCAUGGCGGUGAAGAUCUCAGUGAGGAUCAUGCGGCUACAAACGCGACCCCAACAACCAUUGCACCCAUAAAACCUCUAAGGAAGAAACUUAAAAAGGGAUCCCCGCAUCAUCACAAAUCAACGGAAGAACGGGAAUCAUUAGACAAGGGUGUGAAUGGAACGACGGAGACUUCCCUUCGUCAAAGACGACACAGUGUAUCUGCACACGAGCAUCAAAAGAGGCAACUCUACGAGCAACUCUACAAGCGAAAGGAGCGAAAGAAGCGUGAGAAUGUUUACGAUCGCAGGUACAGUCACGGUGGGAAUGCGGUUAACUUUACGGAAACCGAUGAAUCCCAUUCCAUAUCGAGCUUUGAGACUGGUCUCUAUGUUUGUUUCAACAAUACCAUUCUCCUGGGCGAGGGGUUUACCCCGAAGCCGGCGUGCCUGAAUACUCAAUUUCUGGAGAAUGGCAAGCACGAUAAGGUUCUACAGAAUAUCACCGAGGAUGGGUACUACUACUAUAUCUUCUAUAGCGAUAACGAUCUGGUACGCAACGACAUACACGCUAUAUUUGAUAUAUAUAAGCCGACCUUUCAAUACUCCAAUCUGAGUGAAUCGCAAGGCUGUCUGAACAGCACGGAUUGCACUUUCAACAUUGGUUUCCUCUCGGAUGAGAUCGUUGUUGUCGAGGUGCCCACACGUGAUGGCAUUGAGCAUGAGGCGGAUGAUAUCACAAAUCUCAUAUCGACCUGCCAUCCUCGUAGUGAAAUCUAUGCUCUAUUUCCAAUAACGGUGCUGGUGCUCAUAUUGUGUUGUUCUUUUCUUUAGAAUUUUGGUCACCCAUUUGACUCUUUGAUCUUGUGAUAUUCGUCUUUUGAGAUAACUGAGUGAUAAACGUGAGCAUGAAUAACCCCCAAUGGCAGGUCCAAAAUAAAUUCCUUAUACCCUACCAUUAUCAUACGAUCCAAUCUUAACUAUCAUAUGUCAAAUGUACCACAGUCUGAGCCGAACACAUCACAGAAUGACUCAUAAAUAAAAUAUAACUUUUAAGAAAACAUUUACCCCAGGACUCAAGCAUUUAGGUUAUAGGCAGUCAAUAAGCUAUAUACUUGUAUUUACAUAUAAAUUCUAUUUACAAAUAACAA
This is a messenger RNA of Drosophila innubila, 2440 nucleotides long. RefSeq lists its product as uncharacterized. The coding region runs from base 765 to 2123 and encodes 452 amino acids. Lineage: Eukaryota; Metazoa; Arthropoda; Insecta; Diptera; Drosophilidae. The record is from RefSeq and is a predicted model, not a curated record. The transcript has 2 exons.